AGGACGUUGUUCUUUUCCGCUGCCAACGAACCAAUGGACGCCGACAUUGAAGAGGGAUUUGCAGACUAUGCUACGUUAAAGCAGAAGAAAAGAAAGGGAAAGGACAUAUCGUGGCAGGGACAGAAAGAUUUCGAACCAGACGAAUCUAUUACUCAACACGAAAAACUACAAGCGUCACACGAUGCCAUGUUUGAAGCACUAACUGAGAAACGAUUAGUGAGCACCAAAGGCAUUUCGAAGGGUGUAUUCGACCGUGACGCACAGCUGGUUCUCGUUCGUGCUCCCCGUGGCAAUUAUUUCCAAAGUAUCGGACGAUCCGUCAAAGGCACUCUCACGCUAUAUUUGGAAGAGGCGUGUUUCUUGAUGAAUGUUGGCCAGCUGCAGAUUGAAGAUUAUGAAGGAAACAGUAUCAGCUUUCGUGACUUGUACGUAGCUGUAUUGAACUCGGCUGAUGGCUGGUCCUCAUUUGAGCGGUAUCAGACGUAUGCGUAUCUGAAAAGAUUGGGAUAUCAUGUUAUACGAAGCGACGCCAUCCUACCGAUCUCACACAACGUGAACCAUCACCCACUAACGUGGAUGUUCCCAAUCACCGCAAUCGCUAUCAAAUACACCAUCUCAACUGUUCGAUCGAUGAUUGAUAGAAUGAAGAAGAUGUGGCAUAUUGGAUGUAGGACAAAGUUAUUGUGGGUAUGGCAGCGUGAUCAUACUGUCCAUCCCUUGUUGCCACGUAUUCAGUCACAUUUCAAUUAUGCAUCAAUUUUUUCCGCUUUACGUAUCAUACCCUCCUCACAGUCACCGUAUGUGCCAUCGACUAGGCUACAUGUAAUUGAUUACGAUGUGCACAAGCCAUUACCUACCUGGAAGAAAACCAAUCCCGGACAACCAACCUAUAGAGUAUCAGUGUGCAGGUAAGAAAUGGAAUAUACAGAAGGUCUCUAAUACAAAUAGCAAGCUGAUA
This is a messenger RNA of Umbelopsis ramanniana AG, 958 nucleotides long. RefSeq lists its product as uncharacterized. Gene Ontology annotation, cellular component: tRNA-intron endonuclease complex. The coding region runs from base 34 to 912 and encodes 292 amino acids. Gene Ontology annotation, molecular function: tRNA-intron lyase activity. NCBI's taxonomy places the organism in Eukaryota, Fungi, Mucoromycota, Umbelopsidomycetes, Umbelopsidales, Umbelopsidaceae. Gene Ontology annotation, biological process: tRNA-type intron splice site recognition and cleavage; tRNA splicing, via endonucleolytic cleavage and ligation. The record is from RefSeq and is a predicted model, not a curated record. The transcript has 4 exons.